AUGGAUGAAAACAACGAUGACAUCGCCAUUAGCACGAUCAAAAGUGGUCUCCCUACCGAGCACGGUUUAAGGAAGUCUCUAAUUGGUAAACCAGUCACCAGCGUUCACCAACUGAUGGACAGGAUUGACAAAUACAAAAGGGUGGAAGAGGACCAGCUACAAGGGAAAGGAAAGGAGAAGAUCAUCCCCCCCAAAGGGAAUGAUUACAGGUCGGAACGAUAUAACAGUAACCAGCCGAGAAGGGAUUUUUCAAGACAGACUGGACAAACCAACAUGCAAGCGGUUAAUGCUGUAUUUAGAGAGCCGGUGCAACAGGUUCUGGAGAAAUUAAAAAAUGAGCAUUUCUUCAAAUGGCCAAGUAAAAUGGCCGGAGACUCAUCAAAGAGCAACCAGAACCUGUAUUGUCAUUAUCAUCAAGACCACGGGCAUACCACCGAGGAUUGCAGGAAUCUAUGGAAUCACCUGGAUCAAUUAGUCCGAGAAGGAAAAUUACGCCACCUUUUACACCCCUCUAGCGGUCAUUUGGGCCAGGCAGUUCAAGAGCCUCGGAAGGAUGUAUCUUUGAGACCUCCCAUGGGGACGAUGCACGUCAUCCUCAUCGCUCCAGGGAGGACCGGCUCUUUGCCCUCCGGGGUGCUGUCUGUGGCUCGGCUUCACACCGAGGAUGGUGAGAAGGUGUCCAAAAGAUCUAAAAAAGGAAACUCACCUGUACUGGCAUUCUCAGAUGAGGAUAAGAUAAGAACUAUCCAACCUCAUGACGAUGCUUUGGUAGUUACAUUGAGGAUUGGAGGGUUCGACGUGAAAAGAGUGUUGGUAGACCUGGGCAGUGCUGUGGAAGUGAUGCACCCUGAUCUAUACAAGGGGCUGAACCUAAAGCCUAAGGACUUAACAACACAUGACUCUCCUCUUAUAAGUUUCGAAGGGAAGACUGUCAUACCAAAAGGGUAG
Quercus lobata is the source of this 948-nucleotide messenger RNA. RefSeq lists its product as uncharacterized. NCBI's taxonomy places the organism in Eukaryota, Viridiplantae, Streptophyta, Magnoliopsida, Fagales, Fagaceae. The record is from RefSeq and is a predicted model, not a curated record. The transcript has a single exon. The coding region runs from base 1 to 948 and encodes 315 amino acids.